Messenger RNA from Caenorhabditis elegans, 441 nucleotides. It is a transcript of the gene C39E6.2, whose product is annotated as DUF5319 domain-containing protein. The transcript has a single exon. Lineage: Eukaryota; Metazoa; Nematoda; Chromadorea; Rhabditida; Rhabditidae. The record is from RefSeq and is marked reviewed. Bases 1 to 441 code for a protein of 146 amino acids.
AUGGCACAAUUCGCAGCGAGAAUGGUUUUUCGUAUGCCUAAUCAUCGGAUGGCUUUUCAACACGUCUGGUUCGAGUUCAGCGAUGACGGAUAUCUUUCUGCAUUUCUCUCCGAUGACGAGCUUACUGACAGUGGGGAUGAAAUUGAUAUUGGAGACGUUUGGUUUCCCGACAUUGGCUAUGUCAGUUGUGAUGAACUGUUCGAGACUGAUGAGGAAGACUACGUUUUGUGGCUUGAGAGAAUGCACAUUUUGAGUUUUGAGAAUCCCCUAUACGACGAAUUCCCAUACGAAGACACAGAAGAAGGUUCAAUCGAAGAUUUUGUGUCAUCGCUCUGGAGCCUUGAUCGCAUUGGUGAGGAUGCCGACCUUGAUGACAUCGUAUUGGAAGACUAUGAUUCGGGAGAGGAGGCUGAUGAUGAGAGUGGAGAGUCUGUUGAUUAA